Cloeon dipterum is the source of this 4408-nucleotide messenger RNA. RefSeq names its product Eag-like K[+] channel (gene Elk). The record is from RefSeq and is a predicted model, not a curated record. Bases 177 to 3110 code for a protein of 977 amino acids. The transcript is spliced from 17 exons. Gene Ontology annotation, biological process: potassium ion transmembrane transport; regulation of membrane potential. Gene Ontology annotation, molecular function: voltage-gated potassium channel activity. Lineage: Eukaryota; Metazoa; Arthropoda; Insecta; Ephemeroptera; Baetidae. Gene Ontology annotation, cellular component: plasma membrane.
GCACACUUGUUGGUCCCUGGCUGGCAGUCGAUAGACGGAGUACGAGCCGAGCACUCACGCUGUGUCUGUCGCCCCGACGCCGCUCUAUCCUCCUCGCGGCCACCCCACUCGCCGCCGUUUCGGUCGGAUUACACCCUCUUCAAUCCAGAGUGAGGCUGCAGCCUUUAUGAAAGGUGAUGCCGGGCAGAAAGGGCUUGUUAGCCCCGCAAAACACCUUCCUCGACACAAUAGCAACGCGUUUUGAUGGAACCCACUCAAACUUCGUGCUUGGAAAUGCCCAGGUGCCGAGUCACUCGCACCCGAUCGUUUAUUGCUCUGAUGGCUUUUGCGAGCUGAGUGGAUGGGCCCGGGCGCAGAUCAUGCAGAAGAGCUGCGCGUGCAAAUUCCUGUGGGGACCCGACACCAACGAGGAGCACCGCGAGGCCAUCGAAAGCUCCCUACAGGACAAGCAGGAGCUCAAGAUCGAAGUUAUUUUCUACAAGAAAAAUGGCUCACCGUUCUGGUGCCAAUUGGACAUUGUUCCGAUCAAGAACGAGAAACGGGAAGUCGUCCUCUUUCUCGCGUCGCACAAAGACAUCACCAGUACAAAAAUGGCCGAGAUGCAAGGCGGCACGAGCGUGCCGGGACUGAUGCCAGGCACGCUCGACUCCCCGGAGGAGGAUGACGAAAUGCCGAGUGCCAACCACAUGGGCCGCCGCCGCAGCAGAGCCGUCCUCUAUCAACUGUCAGGCCACUACAAACACCAGGACAAAGUCAAGCCCAAAAUCAAAAUCAGCAGUUCGCUUCUGACACACAAUCCUGCCCCUCUGCCAGAGUACAAGUCGUCGUCGGUUAAGCGUUCGCGCUUCAUCUUCUCGCACUACGGGCUGCUGAAAGGCGUGUGGGACUGGCUGGUGGUGAUUGCCACUGUCUACGUAGCCAUCGCCAUCCCUUUCCUGGCGGCCUUUGUGCAAAAAGACGGGGACCGCGACUCAAGAAACCUGCUGCCGGACGUCACUGUUGAGUCGCUUUUCAUUGGCGACAUAAUUCUCAACUUUCGCACAACCUACGUGAACAAGAAAGGCGAGGUAGUGAGCUCGCCGCGUAGCAUCGCGCUCAACUACUUGAAGGGCUGGUUCGUCGUCGAUCUGCUCGCCGCCAUCCCCUUUGAUCUCCUCUACGCUUCCGACGUCUACACCGCCGAGUCAAACCACGCUCAACACAUAAAUUUGCUGAAACUGACGCGUUUGCUGCGGCUGCUGCGCGUGCUGCAGAAAAUGGACCGCUACAGCCAGUACUCGGCCAUGAUCCUCACCCUGCUGAUGCUCUCCUUCAGCCUGGUGGCGCACUGGAUGGCCUGCAUUUGGUACGUGAUCGCCGAGCGGGAGCGAAAACACCACGAGCAGGAAUGGAACCUCGGAUGGCUGUCACAACUGGCCACGCGGCAGAAUGUAGUGACCGUGGAUGCUCUGACGCAGUGGGACUGCUACGUGACCGCUCUGUACUUCACCUGCUCCAGCCUCACCAGCGUUGGCUUCGGCAAUGUGUCGGCCAAUACGCUGCAAGAAAAGGUUUUCAGCGUGUGCAUCAUGCUCAUCGGUGCUCUGAUGCACGCCGUUGUGUUUGGUAACGUGACUGCCAUAAUCCAGCGGCUCUACUCAAGACGCUCCCUUUACCAGGCCAGGUGGACUGACCUGAAGGACUUCCUGGCCCUUGCUCAGGUCCCAAAGGAUUUGAAGCAGCGGAUCGAGGAUUACUUCCAAACAUCGUGGUCCGUCAGUAACGGCAUUGACAUUAACGAGAUCCUGAAAGAGUUCCCCGAGGAGCUGCGCGGCGAUGUGUCCAUGCACCUGCACAGGGAGGUGCUGCAGCUGCCCAUUUUCCAGCAGGCGCCGCAGGGUUGCCUCAAACUGCUCUCGCUGCACAUCAAGUCCACGUUCUGCGCGCCUGGCGAGUACAUGGUGCACAAGGGCGACGCCCUCAACUCGCUCUACUACCUGUGCCAUGGCUCCAUGGAGGUGCAGCACCAUGGCAUGGUGGUCGCCAUAUUGGGGACCGGUGAUCUAGUUGGUUGUGAUAUUCCCCUUGAAAACUGCAGUACUGGCGUGGCCAAAUCCAGCUGCGCUGUCAAAGCUUUAACGUAUUGCGACUUGAAGAGCAUCAACAUGGUGGGCCUGGUCGACGUUCUCAGACUGUACCCCGAAUUCCAGCAGGAAUUCUGUAAUGACAUCCUCCACGACCUGACCUACAACCUCAGAGAAGGCUACGAAGCUGAGCAGGACGAGUGCGAGGAUUACGAGUUGAACCGGGCUCCGUCUUUAACUCUGCCCUCCAUCAGCGAGGCGGACGAGUCGCAAGCCGCUGACGACGAGUCAUCGCCCCUGCAGACCAGUCAGGAGCUCAAGACCAGCAACAACAACAACAGCACUCGAAGUCCCAAGGCACGCAGCCUGCUCGCCACCAGGAGCAAGGGCAGCGUUGGCCUGACUGGCAGCCCUGGCAUCACCUCGCGCAACAGGUCCGGCGUGGUAAUGUGCGCGAAUGGCGUGGUGACGAGGAGCAGUCCGUCCACCUUGAAGCGGGUUGUCGCGGUGGAGCCGCUCGAGGAGGAGGAGGAAGAGGAAGACGAAGACUCUGAGGAGCAGAAGACCGCGGCGGCGAAGAAGAGUCAGCACUCGAGCCCGACGGCGAAUUCGCCGGCCGAUAAGGCUGAUGACGAAAAGGUCGAGAGGCUUCACAUGGACGUGACCCAGCUGUCACUCGAGGUUAGAUCAGCAUUGCAAGCCCUGAAUCUGCUGGCUCGUCCCUUCAACACCGGCACCCUUGGCCAACCUUUGCAGCGAUCAUCUAAUCCUAACCUGACAAACGCCUCUGUACUUGGCGGUGCAGUCGUGCCUCUUUUGGACCCAAACCUCCUGACCAGAAGCCACAGCCAGCCUGCCGAGCAGUUUUGGAGCGAGGACGAAACAUCAAAGAAACAAGUGAAGGCGACGCAAACUGAAAUGUGCCAAAUGGAAAGUCUGCGCACCAUGAUAAUGGCUAAUCCCGAUUUAGCAGCCCAAGUCCUGAAAGACGUUCAGAAGAAAAAGUAUCGCAAGAGUGACAGUGACUGCCACUUGAAGAAUUACUAAAAAAAAUCAGAAUCCCUUCUGACAGAGAAAAUAGUUUCAGGUUUGAAUUUUAUUAUUUUCACACAUCGGUGAAGGAUGAAUGAACUGAUAAUGAGUGAAACAGCAACAAAUUUUAAAAUUAUAAUUUUAAAGCAGACCAUUUCUUUAAUUUUGAAGAAAUUUUUUAUUUUGAUAGAUCUGCCAAACCUUCACCAAAAGCCAUUGAUUUCUGAUUGGUAGCUUGCAAGCAGCUCAUGAGAAAAAAUAUUAUUUCAUGUGUUUUAAUGAAAUUUAAUUGGGUUUUCAAUUCAGAAUAAUGUUCAAUUAGUUUUAACUUUUAUGGAGGUAAGAACAAUGUUGACCUCCAAUAUUUUCCAAGUCUCCUCUUCACAUUCCAAAGAGAACAAGAAGCAAAUAUAAUAUAUCCCCUCUUUUUACCUUUACAUUGUGUAUUAUUUCCUCUUUCGCUUCGCAUCUAUUCUUGCAGGCCCAUCUGCUAUAAGCUGAAACCCUUACAAACAUUUAAGUGGCUGUUGCGAACAAAUGAGAUUGCGUUUUCUUUUCUUGCCCCUUCUUAAACUCAUAAUCAAGGUCUAGUCUUCGUCUGACGAUCGGAUAAUAAAGCAUUUCGAGAGAGAAGUGCAUUGCCUAUUCACUUGCAACAUUUUGCACACUUCUUCCUUAUUGUACUUGAUUCACCUGUAAGAAAAAAUUCGCCAGAAAACAGCCACGAAACGGAACACGCAGGAUGAAUAAAACUUUUGCUGUGAUGAUUUACUAAUAUGUGCAUAAAGUGUAUUAAAACUUGUUGUCUAUUUGUAAAAUGAAGGAGACGCAGCGCUGAUGUUUCUUAAAAUUUAAGAGAGACAAAUUUAAUCUGAUGGCACAUCGUGUAUUCUGUAUAUUGGUAACAUGCACAAAACGUUGUUGUUCUCGUCUCAUCUGCAGUUGUGUUCAAAACUGUAAUUUUAAGAUAAAAAUGCUUACAGAGAACUUGAGUAGUUGCAAAAUCCAAGAAUUUAAAGGCGAGAAAGAUGUUGUUAUUUUAGAUUAAAAACUCUAUGUGAAUUUUUAAUUGCUACAUGCUAAGUGAAAUGCUGACGAGUUAAUUAUUCUAAGAGGAAGCUGAGAUAUAUCAAAAGUAAUGUGAAUACAGAAUUGUCUGCCUAAUUGUUAUAUGAAAUUGCUGAAGAAAAUUUUACUGAAUGGAAUGGCCUACAUGUAUUUUUGACUUAGGAUAGUUCAGUCCUUCAACGCACUGUCAGGUGCUGAAUAGUGUAUGUAAUCGCAAUUUAAUAAAAUAAGUCUUGUUUUCCAUA